AUGAUAACUAUAUCAAGUAGCGGCGGAACAGGUGGCAAGCUCACAAGCGUGACAGUUAUUCUGGCGGGAGUGGCUUCACUUGUCGCUACUCUUAUAUCAUUAUUAUCGAUAUGGCUGCAGUCCAAGAACUACAGAAAGCCGCUGCUUCAACGAUAUGUCGUUCGAAUCCUUCUCAUGGUUCCAAUAUAUGCGGCUUCAUCAUGGGCCUCGAUCGUUUCUUUAAAAGCCGCAUUCUACCUCGACCCUCUUCGAGAUAUCUAUGAGGCACUCACCAUAUACACAUUUCUACAACUCCUCGUCAAUUUCCUGGGGGGCGAGCGUUCCCUCAUCAUCAUGAUGCAUGGGAGAACCCCCGUUUCGCACCCUUGGCCGAUAAACCUCUACUUCUCAAAAGUCGAUCUCUCCGAUCCGCAUACAUUCCUCGCCAUCAAGAGAGGCAUCUUGCAAUAUGCCUGGCUCAAACCGAUACUCAGUGUGGCCACGAUCAUUCUCAAACUCACAGGCACAUAUCAAGAAGGCUACAUUGGACUCACCUCGGGAUAUUUUUGGAUAGGCCUUUUGUACAACAUCAGCGUGACGUUGAGCUUGUACUCGUUGGCAAUGUUCUGGGUGUGUACGCAUCAGGACCUCAAGCCCUUCCGUCCAAUGCCCAAAUUCUUGUGUAUCAAGCUCAUCAUCUUUGCCUCAUACUGGCAAGGUUUCUUUCUGUCGAUUCUCCAAUUCCUUGGUGCUAUUCCCAACGACGUACCAGGGUAUACCGAAGACAACUUGGCUGCUGCCAUUCAGGACGCGUUGAUUUGCUUUGAAAUGCCCAUAUUUGCUGUUGCACAUUGGUAUGCCUUCUCGUGGCAUGACUACGCGGACGAUACCAUUUCGGCAGCUCGUAUGCCAGUGAAGUACGCAUUGAGGGACGCGUUUGGACCCCGAGAUUUGAUUGAAGACACAAAGGAGACGUUCCGGGGAAAGCAAUAUGAUUACCGGACUUUUGACUCUGGAGAUAAUGUUAUCGCGCACGAGGAGUCGCGUUCACGGGUUGCAAGAAUGAUGGAUGGCAUGAGAUAUGAAAGAGGAGGCAAAGGAAAGUAUUGGAUCCCGAAGCCACAACCACCUAGCAGCCGAACUCCUUUACUACGGAAAGAUGGAUCGUCGAGACCUCUUGCACCCGAAUCAAGAGGCAAAGCUCAUGAUUACCGAGCCGCAGAACCCGACUGGGAGAUGGGAAUUGACGCCGAAGACGAAAGAUUGUAUACCAAUGCGCGAGCUUUAGAGUUUGGCGAUUGGAACUACCCCGUGAUAACGGCACACCAAGCACGACGCGAAGACUGGCUCCGUCGGAACCCAGCUCUUCUGACUCCCUCCACGAACCGCAACGUCUUCCAACCGACUCGCGACAACCGGUCGCGGCGACGCAGUGAAAUCAAACAUAGUAUCCAAAAGGGCAAGAACCGAAGUACCUCACCAUCCCAGGACUCUUCGGGUCAGCCUCGACAGCACAGCUCUAUCGAAGCCAAGCGGAAAUGUGAGCACUCAGAGUCUGCCUCAGGGAAUUCCGACCGAAGUCAGCUUGUGGACCUCGUGGUUGAAGACACUGAAGCAGAAGAAGCGGAGCGAGUCCGCGCAAGAAAAGAGGGUGGUAAUGCUUGGAAUCAAAACCUACCGCGGCACUUCGCCCGUACGUAUAGUAUCGAUGAAGAAGCCCCAGAAGGCCAGGAUAUUCGUGAAGGUUGGGAUCCUAGCAAGAUCCCCGCGAAGCAUCCACUGGCAGAGCAUGCAGUCAAUGACGAAGAGGAUGAUAAUUCCCCUGAAGACGGAGGUCAGGGCUCAAGUCAGAAUGGUGGUGAGGGUAGGUACGGCAGCCUGAUUGAAGAGGACAAUGUAUGGGGUCAAGGCUGA
Molecule: messenger RNA, 1893 nt
Organism: Rhinocladiella mackenziei CBS 650.93
Lineage: Eukaryota; Fungi; Ascomycota; Eurotiomycetes; Chaetothyriales; Herpotrichiellaceae
Exons: 3
Coding region: 1-1893 (630 amino acids)
Biological process (GO): transport
Molecular function (GO): transporter activity
Source: RefSeq, a predicted model, not a curated record